UCCCCAAGCUCCAAUCACACUACUAAAACGGUAAUUUUCUUCUGUAAUUAUCCAAAAUUCCCUAAUUACUUACCCUUUUUGGUGUAAUUUUAGGUGCAAAUAUUAAACAAGAAUAUGAAUGCCCUAGUGAAUGAGUUCAUAAUCAAGCUUAAGAAACGGAAAAUUGAGGGGUCGAAAGCAACAGCAAAAUUAACAGCAGAAGUGUUACGGUCGUGUAUAUCGCAACAGAGACUACCUCAUACCCAUCAGGCAGCUGCUCUCAUUGAUGCAAUCAGAGCUAUUGGGGAAAAAUUGAUUGCUGCUAAUCCAGUUGAGCUCGCCGUCGGUAACAUUGUUAGGCGAGUUCUUAACAUUAUAAGGGAGGAGGAUGUAUCUUUGACUACUGCUGCUGUUGGUGGGUUGGGUGUAUCGGCUGAAAGUGAUGAUGAAGAUGAUUUCAAGCAAGAUGAUCAUCCAGGUUUAUCUGCCGCAGCUGUGGCUGCUGCUGCUAGAAGCACCUUGAGACCACCUUCCUUGCAGACCCUCCUUGAAGACAUCCCACAAUCAACAGCUGUACCUCAUACAUCAUCUUCUGGUGGUGAUUCUGAAGGAAAAAGCAAAUCUGCUGAUAAGAAUUCAACGAGCAGGAAACUAAAGCAUAAUGUCAUUGAGGCUGUUAAUGAACUUAUUCAAGAUAUUGCUACUUGCCACGAACAGAUUGCUGAACAAGCAGUUGAGCAUAUCCAUCACAAUGAGGUAAUCUUAACUUUAGGCAAUUCAAGAACGGUGAUGGAAUUUCUAUGUGCUGCAAAGGAAAAGAAGAGAUCUUUCCGGGUUUUUGUGGCAGAGGGUGCCCCAAGGUAUCAGGGACAUGCCCUUGCAAAAGAAUUGGUUGCAAGGGGCCUGCAGACCACGGUGAUCACUGAUUCUGCUAUUUUCGCAAUGAUCUCGAGAGUCAACAUGGUUGUAGUUGGAGCCCACGCUGUCAUGGCUAAUGGUGGGGUUGUUGCACCUGUUGGAAUGAACAUGGUGGCUCUAGCAGCUCAAAGGCAUGCUGUUCCCUUUGUUGUUCUUGCAGGCACUCACAAGUUAUGUCCUUUGUAUCCGCACAAUCCAGAGGUCUUGCUAAAUGAAUUGAAGUCACCAGCUGAGCUACUGGAUUUUGGGGAAUUCUCAGAUUGCCUCGAUUUUGGGAGCAGCUCUGGUUCCCCUCUACUUCAUGUUGUGAAUCCCGCAUUUGAUUACGUCCCACCAAAUCUUGUUAGUUUGUUUAUAACAGACACGGGUGGACAUAAUGCUUCAUACAUGUACCGGCUCAUAGCUGACUAUUAUUCUGCUGAUGAUUUUGUGGUGAAACAGAUCGAUUUCUUGAAAUAGUAUCAAGCUUCAGCUGUUCUAUAAAUAUUAGUGAGUCGAUUGAUGCUCAGGUAAUUCAUUCAACUGAACCUAAAACAAGCUGCAGGCAAGGAGUCCUCUCCUGGAUUUAUUACAAGUACAUGAUAAGACCGAAUUAAACAUAUAGCCAGAUGAAGUUCCUGUAAAGACGCUUGAACAACAGGCAUUAUAGUCAAAAUGUCAAGUUUAGUAAUCAUAUUCUUUUUCAUUUGUCCAAGAGGCUACACCUAUAUUGUACUGACUGCAAUAAACAGAUGAAGAGAGCCUCCCGAUUUUGGAGUGUAGAUUGUUUUUGAUAUUAGAUUUGUGCUUGAAUUGUGCUUUGGGAUAUAUGCAGCGCACUUUUUAUGGGCU
Molecule: messenger RNA, 1728 nt
Organism: Lycium barbarum (goji berry)
Lineage: Eukaryota; Viridiplantae; Streptophyta; Magnoliopsida; Solanales; Solanaceae
Exons: 10
Coding region: 115-1356 (413 amino acids)
Biological process (GO): translational initiation
Cellular component (GO): eukaryotic translation initiation factor 2B complex
Molecular function (GO): translation initiation factor activity; guanyl-nucleotide exchange factor activity
Source: RefSeq, a predicted model, not a curated record